Diuraphis noxia (Russian wheat aphid) is the source of this 1107-nucleotide messenger RNA. RefSeq names its product putative nuclease HARBI1. NCBI's taxonomy places the organism in Eukaryota, Metazoa, Arthropoda, Insecta, Hemiptera, Aphididae. The record is from RefSeq and is a predicted model, not a curated record.
AUGGAUAGAGUUCUUCAUAACUACGGUUUAAUUGACCAAGAUAGUGAUUCAUCUGACUUUGAACAUGAAAUGGCAGAACUUAACGUUCCUAUUCGGAAAGAAAAAAAUUUUGCAGAACGCAAAAAUUACUUCGAGUUAUUAGACGAAGUAGAGUUUCAAAAACGAUUUCGUUUAAAGAAACAAACUGUAGAGAUGGUCCUGCAAGAGUUACUUGAUCUGAUAAAAUACCCCACAGACAGAAACAAUGCUAUUUCUCCAAUGAUUCAAUUGUUAUUAACUUUGAGGUUUUUUGCAACGGGGAAUUUUCUAACAACAGCCGGUGAUUUUAGUGGUGUUAGCGUUGCAGCUGCUGGACAAAUUGUAAAGCGUGUCAGCUAUGCAUUAGCUAAAAAAAGUGAUAAAUAUAUCAAAAUGCCUAAAACAACUGCAGAGAUUAUGGAGGUGAAAAUGAAGUUUUAUGGUAUAGCCCGUUUUCCAAAAGUAAUAGGUGCAAUUGAUUGUACCCAUAUCAAGUUGCAAUCUCCAUCAAGAGAAAACGGAGAACAAUAUCGAAACAGAAAGGGGUAUUUUUCACUAAAUUUACAAGCUUUGGUUAAUGCAAAUUUGGAGUUUUUGAAUGUAGUGGCACGUUGGCCAGGGUCAGCACAUGACAGCAAUAUUUUUGCAAAUAGCAGGCUCAGGGCAAGAAUGGAUCUCCAUGAGUUUAAAGAUUGUGUAAUUCUGGGAGAUGCCAGCUAUGCACUAUCCUAUUACUUACUAACACCUAUAGAAAAUCCAACAACAAGGGCUGAAAGAUUAUACAAUGAAUCUCAGAUUAGGACUUGUAAUGUGGUGGAACGGACGUUUGGAGUCUGGAAACGAAGAUUUCCUGUCUUAUUUUUUGGACUCCGUUUGAAAAUGGAAACGUCAAUGGCAGUUAUUCAGUCCUGUGCCAUACUUCACUACAUUGCUCGUUUGGAAAAUGAUCCACAACCACCAGAUGAGAUUGAAAAUAUUACACAGUUAUUAACUAACGAAUUAAUGGAUAUAGAAGAUGCCAUCCAGCCAGAACAUAAUAAUUCUAGUCUGAGAAAUGCUCUUAUAGCAGAACAUUUUGGUCUCAUGUGA